Molecule: messenger RNA, 1468 nt
Organism: Exophiala oligosperma
Lineage: Eukaryota; Fungi; Ascomycota; Eurotiomycetes; Chaetothyriales; Herpotrichiellaceae
Exons: 2
Coding region: 460-1212 (250 amino acids)
Cellular component (GO): cytosol
Molecular function (GO): FMN binding; oxidoreductase activity
Source: RefSeq, a predicted model, not a curated record
CAGCCUGCAGCGAGGCGUUUUGAAGGGGAGGGGGCGGGAUUAAUGAUGUCUGUCUCUUCGCUCGAAUGGGAAACGAGACACGUAGCUACGCAUUGGGCGCUUGCACGAGAGAGAUAAACAUAAACCCUGGAAAAAUCUACAAGAAUAAGAACUUCGGUCUUGAUACACAGCGUCAAUUGAUUACCUCCCAGCACUUUCCUCUCUUCCUGGUUCCGUUGAAGUACAUAUAUAUACCUCAGUAUAUGUUCGCCACGUCUCACAACAACAACAACAACAACAUCAUCAUCAUCAUCUUCAUCUCACAAAAUCCACUUUGGCAAGGCUGAAUUCACAUCGCGGCAUUCCUUUGAGUCAUACCUACAUCCAUACAGACUCAGUAUCAGCACAACUUCUGCAAGUUCCCAUAUUGAUAUACAACCCCCUUCAUAAGUUCAACCAUCAACGGUCCCACAAUCGAACAUGGCCAAAGGCGUCGCCAAAAUCGCAGUGGUGAUAUGCAGCAACAGAAAACCGCGGGCCAACCCUCAAAUCGCCAACUUUGUCUUGGAAGCCAUCGAAUCCACUUACCAAGACCGCUGGUCUCUCGAACCGGCCCUCAGAGUAAUCGACCUCGCGGAGAGAAACCUUCCAUUCUUCGACGAACCCGACGUCCCGUCCCAGAUCCACGACCACACCAAGUACGCGCACGAACACACCCGCGCGUGGAGCCAAGAGGUCCAGAGCUACGACGGCUUCAUCUUCGUCUGCCCCCAGUACAACUGGGGUUACCCGGCCGUGCUCAAGAACGCCAUCGAUUAUCUUUACAAUGAGUGGAAGGGGAAACCGGCCAUGAUCGUGAGUUACGGUGGUCACGGCGGUGGCCGAGCCGCAGGCCAGCUCAGACAGGUCUUGUGCGGAGUGCACAUGAUCCCAACCAAGAAGCAUGUCGAGUUGGCGUUCCCUAGCCGAAGUGUCUUGCUCGAAGCCGCGUACGGCAAAGACCUCGCUCUCGACGGGUUCAACGCGAAAGGAAUCUGGGGUUCUCAACGGAAGGAGAUUGGUGAUGUUUUUGCCGAAAUGAUGGAUCUCUUGAGCAGCAAUAAAGUCGGAAAGGCUCUAAAAUCAGCUGCGGUUACCUUUGGAUAUGCGAAGCAAGAAUUGCGCAAGAAGUUCAAGAAGGGAUCGACAGCAGAGGGAGCGACUGGAAGAGGCGAGGCGCGGAGUGAUGAGUAAUGCGGUGAGGUUCUAGGCAAGGUUAAACGUCUUGGGAGUUUGCUCAAGUCAGGGAGUCCCUUGUUUGAACGAGGUUUGAUUUUUGUGUUUGCGACUCGAGUUUUUGUUUAGCGGUGGAAGCCAAUGAUGCGGGUGAUUUUGUGGACAUUGCGGUUUAUUCGUACAGUCACUGGGAUACUUAGUAGAGUUCCUUUUUCUAAAUAGCCAUAUGUGGAAUUCGCGUUGUCACGUCCUGAAUGAACCGUUUUAUCAUUUA